AUGGCAUCUAAAUCGACAGGCUCCGACACUGGCACCGCUUCCACGACCACCACUCCCGCCAACGCCGGCCUAGGGGAACAGAAGCCCAAGGCCUUUGAUGAGAAAGGUGCUAUUGGCAAGCAGUUUACCGAGCAUGGCGCGAUUGGCGGAGCGGCACAAAAACUCGGGGGACCAUUCGACAAAGAGGGCGUUGUCGGUAAGCAGUUCACGACUGAAGGGAGCAUAGGCGGGAGUGUUGAGACGGCGCUGGGAGGAGAGAAGGGGAGGAGUAAUUAA
Molecule: messenger RNA, 276 nt
Organism: Exophiala aquamarina CBS 119918
Lineage: Eukaryota; Fungi; Ascomycota; Eurotiomycetes; Chaetothyriales; Herpotrichiellaceae
Exons: 2
Coding region: 1-276 (91 amino acids)
Source: RefSeq, a predicted model, not a curated record